Saccostrea cuccullata (small rock oyster) is the source of this 2437-nucleotide messenger RNA. RefSeq lists its product as uncharacterized. Gene Ontology annotation, molecular function: cell adhesion molecule binding. The record is from RefSeq and is a predicted model, not a curated record. Gene Ontology annotation, biological process: cell-cell adhesion. Gene Ontology annotation, cellular component: cell-cell junction; plasma membrane. The transcript has 9 exons. The coding region runs from base 189 to 2165 and encodes 658 amino acids. Lineage: Eukaryota; Metazoa; Mollusca; Bivalvia; Ostreida; Ostreidae.
AUUUUAUUGAUAUUCGACAACUAAAGAAUUUAUGGAAUAUUUCAAAGUUAUAUUUUUUGUUUUUCUGCAUGUAAUGUUUAGUUAUAGCUGCUCUCAGUUUAGAAAAUAAUUUAUAUUUAUCGGCAAAAUAUAAAAACGGAGAUCUGGUGCUGAUUCCUACCGACUCCUCAAAGCCUCUGACUUAUCUGAUGGUAAGACCUCGACAAAGUGAAUGGAUGAUAUUUACAGGAAAACAAUACAUUAUAGAAGAUAUUUUGCAGUACAACUCUACUAAAAUCCGAGUCGUCGAUUAUAAGGAAAAUGGUACACGAGUCUUUUACAAUAUCCAAGUUCAUGUAACGGAAUCUAAUGAAGGAGACACGAAGAAUAUAUCUUGGACUAAUGAUGCCUUUCCUCUGAGCGAAAUGUAUGAAAUAACCCACACAUACGACGAUUUACAAAGGCCAAUUCUUACUGCAAAUGAAGAUAAUAUAUCAAUAUAUGAUCCAUCGAAAUACGUCUAUCCCAAAACAUCUUUUGACCUCGGAGACAUAAAUUUCCAGAUAAGGAACAUUACGACAAGAGACGCUGGAUUCUAUUCCGGAUGUACUGUAAACAAUGAGUCCUGGUGUGGAGGGGGCGUGGUUCUUGUGGUCAAAGGAAAUCCAACUAAACCCGUGAUAAAGGGAAAUCUGACCCUCAAAACAGGACAAAACGCAUCGGUGAGCUGCUACAGUAAAUCCACUUCAGUUCCACCAUAUUACAAAGAGUUGCCUCCCUUGUCAUACAUGUGGUACAUCAACAACACACUGGUGGGAGAAACUACGGGAAAUAUUUACAGAUUUCCCAUAGAGAAGGGCGAUAAACACAGCUAUGUGUCAUGUCAAGCAAAGGAAACACUCAUGUCUGUGAAGAGUGAGCGGCUGCAAAUCAACCCACUCUACGGUCCAGAUCUAGAAGACAUGAAUAUAUCACCACCGAUCAGCGACAACAUAACUUUACAUGAAAAUGACAUCUUUGGUCCGUAUGUCUGCGCAGUGGACUGUAAUCCACCAUGCAAUGUUCAAUGGAAAUACAUGGAAUCAUCAGGGAAGUAUGUUAGUAUCACAACCAAAGGACAAACGUCUAAGCUAUUACCGGAACUACAAGUGCGCAGAAGCAAACAUGGAUUGUUCCAGUGUGUUGCAGAAGGUUUAGAUGACAAAGUGGAAACAAUCACAAUAAAGUUAGACAUUCAAUAUUUGUCUACACCGAAGGUAUAUAUAAAUGGAGUAGAUGCUGCUAAUGUAACAGACAUACCGGAAAAUGAGACCCUACAAAUAUCGUGUCUCGUGGAAGGAAAUCCCGUCCCAGCAGUGACCAUCAGCAGGGACCGAGGGAACCACCUUCUCGGGACCAGUGUGGAUCAGUGGUUAAACUACACAUCUAUCAAAGAAACCCAGUGUGCCGAUACAGAUACCUACAUAUGUGAAGGAACGUCGAAAGAAAUUGCAAGCAAAUCUACAAUAUUCACUAUGAAUAUUAUAUGUAAACCUCGUUUGGACAAACGUUUCGAGUUCAAAUCAACGUACCAAGUAGAAGAUCUACCUACAGUCAUCACCGUGGAUGUUCCAAUUAUCUCCAAUCCUAAGCCGAUCUCCGUCAAAUGGCUCGGAGCGGUUCCCACUGAGGCCUUCUACACCACGAUAUCUAGAGGAAGUGAUUUCUUUCAUCACUGGAUAUACAGUACAAUCCCCAUCUAUAAUGACAGCUUUCUUGGAAACUACACUCUUUUUGUCGAUGACGUCGACUUAGCAAGCAUCAGGAUAAUAGAAGUAAAACCAGGCUUUCCCGAGACUGUUUUGAUACAACGGGAGAUCUGGAUUUCCUUUAUUGGUACUCUCGCUUCUUUAUCGAUAUUGUUGGCCGUGGUUAUAAUUAUACGGAAAUCCCCAUACGGAAGACAAACUACUCAGCCACAAGUCGGUGAACAGACAGUGAACACAGAGAAUCCAGCGACGUAUGAUGAUACAUUAGAACGACGUGAAGGAGGGGGGAGUAGUGGUGAAUACGAAACUCUGCCUUUUGGAGAAUCUGGGGAAAUCCGAAUGACCAAGUCUGGACAGUUUAUGAUGGGCCGGAGUAACGACAACAAGGAUCAAGGAAAUAUCUAUGAAAAUCUGCAGUCAACAAAGAAAUCUCUUUGAAAAUCUCAAACCGACAACUAAAUCCCAAACCAACAAGGAAAUCCCUGAGAAAAUCUUCAGUAAACAGCGUUGAGAGGAAAAAAAUACUUAUUCACAAAUUAAUGAGUUUUAUGUAUUCAGAAAGAACCGUCUUUUUUUAAUAUAUAGCAAAAAACAUUUUUACGGUUAUUAGAUUAACAGACCCGCUGAUGUUCAUGUAUAUUUCAUUAAUUUUAUGUAAAUUUAUUUGUAAUGUACAUAGCAUUAUGAAAUAAAAUUUGAAUACAGCAUUA